AGGUCCGAACAGGGGCUGCACAGGUAGAGGGAGGAGUGCAUGGCUUGGUUUCAUUCGAGAAGAAGUUCUUCUGAACAUUACCACAAAAAACUCACAGAUUAUCCUGUUCGUUUGAUCCUUGGUUCAGUGAAUGCUAGAGAGGCCAAAGUUCUAAUAACAUUGACGUCUUGUACCCAAAAUCCUCUCGAGUUUUGAUUCUGCUUUCUGAUUGAAAUAAUGAAGACGCCAUUUGCUAAUGGUAAUCAUGAUAUAUUAGAGGCUA
Molecule: messenger RNA, 262 nt
Organism: Musa acuminata subsp. malaccensis (wild Malaysian banana)
Lineage: Eukaryota; Viridiplantae; Streptophyta; Magnoliopsida; Zingiberales; Musaceae
Source: RefSeq, a predicted model, not a curated record